Messenger RNA from Striga hermonthica, 597 nucleotides. The record is from the annotation of a GenBank genome assembly. NCBI's taxonomy places the organism in Eukaryota, Viridiplantae, Streptophyta, Magnoliopsida, Lamiales, Orobanchaceae.
AUGGGAAAAGCGAAGAAAGCCCCCAAAUUCGCGGUGAUGAAGAAGAUCGUCACCCACAAAGCUAUUAAACAUUACAAAGAGGAGGUCAUAAACCCUAACAGGAAGGAUUUGAGCAAGGAAAAGCUCCCCAAAAAUGUACCACAAGUUUCCUCUGCACUUUACUUCAAGCAUAAUACUGCAUUGGGGCCACCGUACAGGGUCUUGGUAGAUACAAACUUCAUAAAUUUCUCUAUCCAAAAUAAAUUGGAUCUAGAGAAAGGGAUGAUGGACUGCUUAUAUGCGAAAUGUACUCCUUGCAUUACAGACUGUGUUAUGGCUGAGCUCGAGAAGCUAGGUCAGAAGUACCGAGUUGCUUUGAGAAUUGCAAAGGAUCCUCGAUUUGAGAGGCUUCCCUGUACGCACAAGGGAACUUAUGCUGAUGAUUGUCUUGUUGAUAGAGUUACACAGCACAAGUGCUACAUUGUUGCGACCUGUGAUCGGGACUUGAAGCGAAGAAUUCGUAAGGUCCCUGGGGUACCAAUCAUGUAUAUUACUCAGCACAAAUAUUCCAUUGAACGGCUGCCUGAAGCUACGAUAGGCGGUGCUCCAAGAAAUUAA